Miscanthus lutarioriparius is the source of this 1092-nucleotide messenger RNA. The record is from the annotation of a GenBank genome assembly. NCBI's taxonomy places the organism in Eukaryota, Viridiplantae, Streptophyta, Magnoliopsida, Poales, Poaceae.
AUGCCACUCCACUUCACUCCUGCUGCUUGUAUCCUCUCCGUCUUUCCCCUUCCCUCCGUCUUCAAGCUUUCUCCAGAUCAAUCAGAAAAGGGAAGGGACGAGGAGCCCGGCAUGCCGCUCUGCAGCUUCUACGCCUCCACGUCCGUCCCCGUCGUCAAGCCCCAGCAGUCCGUCGCCUCCUCCAAGUCCCCCUCCACGGCGGCGGCCUCCGUGGCUACAACUGUGCCGAUGCGCAGUGCGGCGGCGGCGACGGCGACAGUAACGACGGCCGUGCCCACAGCGAGCCCAUCGCUGUCGCUGCACCUGCCGGAGCUGCCGUCGCAGGUGAAGGACAAGAUCCUGAGCCUGGAGCUGAUGGGCGUGGACUACGGGGGCGCGCUGGAGCUGAACCCGGCGCUCCGCGACGCGGCGCCGGAGUCCAUCCACGCGGUGGUGUCGUUCCUCCAGUCGCGCGGGCUGCAGUUCAAGGACCUAGGCCGCGUCUUCGGCAUGUGCCCGUCCGUGCUCACCGCCAGCGUCCGCGCCGACCUCCGCCCCGUCUUCGCUUUCCUCUCCGAGGACCUGGGCGUCCCGGAGUCGGCGCACCGGCGCGUGGUGAUCAAGUGCCCGCGCGUGCUGGCGUGCAGCGUCCGCGACCAGCUCCGCCCGGCGCUCAUCUACCUCCGCCGCCUGGGGUUCCGGGACAGCCGCGCGCUGGCGCUGCAGGACCCGAUCCUCCUCGUCUCCAGCGUGGAGCGCACCCUGGCGCCGAAGCUGGAGUUCCUGGCCGGGCUGGGCAUGUCGCGGGACGACGCCGUCGCCAUGGUGCUGCGGUGCCCGGCGCUCUUCACCUUCAGCAUCGAGCGGAACUACAGGCCCAAGUUCGAGUACCUGGUGGACGCCAUGGGCGGCGGCGUCGAGGACGUCAAGGCCUUCCCGCAGUACUUCGCCUUCAGCCUCGAGAAGCGGAUCGCGCCGCGCCACCGCGCCGCGGAGGACGCCGGCGUCGCGCUGCCGCUGCCGGACAUGCUCAAGGCCACCGACGAGGAGUUCAGGGAGAUGCUGGACAAGGAGCGUGAGCUGCUCCAGGAGCAGACAGCGACGACGGACUGA